This is a messenger RNA of Saccostrea echinata, 2268 nucleotides long. RefSeq lists its product as uncharacterized. Bases 1 to 2268 code for a protein of 755 amino acids. The record is from RefSeq and is a predicted model, not a curated record. The transcript is spliced from 16 exons. Lineage: Eukaryota; Metazoa; Mollusca; Bivalvia; Ostreida; Ostreidae.
AUGGUGCACAAACAGCAUGUCGGAGAUAAAGACGGGAGAACAAGGAAUAUAGAGGUUUUGAGUAGUUUAAGUCUUAAUCACAACAGACAACGAUCAGGAGAUCACAGAAAAGAUAGGAGAAGUAAAAGUCACCCCCAUGUUAGGGUCAAAAACCAGCUUCGAUACCCGUCCGACGGCGACAUAGGAAAAUUUCUUAAAGUGUCUUCAGAUGAAAAUCUUCCACGACUUCCUUUCCUAAGACCAGGGAGUGAAGAUGCUAUAGCAAGAAAACGCAGGAUUCUGCGAAAGUUUAGCACAUCUUACAAUAUCUCAAAGAAGUUUUGGAAUAAGAUUGUGGACGAAAACCGGGCAGAUGAGGGUCAGAUGGAACGUUGGUCUAAGAUAAAAUCAACGGUUUCCUUAGGGACCGUAAUUUCUAGAGCAUUUGGCGAAAGUAAGGACAAAAAGAAAAUCAUCAAUCCAUUCAAACUUAGACACGAAAUCAAAAAGAGAAAGCUUUAUUCCUUGUUUCGAUUUGCUGGUAGACUAACAAUACUUUGUUCCCGUUUGGCCAAAACCCACAGUCUAAGAUUUCGAGAGGAUGAUGACGAUAUCUCGCCAUACAUUAAGGGACUUACAUUCCAUGAUUAUGAUAACCAACCAGAUCUCAUGUUUGACAAGUCGCAGUACAAAGCCAAAAAGUCUAUUCGAGUGCCAGAAGAGACCAAGAGAAUUUUAUCUAAGCCUCCCUCACAGCGCACUGAACAAGAGCUCUACUCGGCUCUUUUGACAUUACGCAACAUAGAAGCUUUUGCUGCAUAUCCAAACAGAAUGCAAAAAAUGAUUGUUGAAGUUGGACAGUAUGAGAGGUUUGAAGCCAAGCGGAUUGUUGUAAGACAGGGUCAUCCGGGUUCUUCGUAUUAUUUCAUGCUCUCUGGUGCUGCUGUUGUCAUGGUAAUGGAAGAUCCAAAUUCAUACGCCCGUCCCAUCAAGCAUCUAGAGAAAGGAAUGGACUUUGGUGAAAUUGCCUUGACCUUAAACAUCAGGCGACAGGGGACUAUCAUUACAAAAGAGCCCUGUGAACUGAUGAGCAUAGGCAGGAGAGACUAUCAGCGGAUAUUCAUGGCGGGAGGUGUUCGCAGUAUUCAAGAUCCCGACCAGGAGAAAUUCCUAAGACAUUUACCAUUCCUCCAUAACUGGCCAAUACACUUGUUACCAGAUGCAGGAGACAAAACACAUUUUCUGUUUUUCAAACGUGGUGCCACAAUUGUAAAGGAAACAAACCUCUCACAAUGGAUUGUCAUCGUUAAAUCGGGAAGCAUUAGUAUACUCAAGAGAUUAAAAAGAGUGGUGCCAUUUGAAUGGAAACAAAAGAAAGAGAUCAAGUUUGUGACGGAGAAAGAAAAGCGGGAUAACUACGCCAAGCGUCUCGUGCUCAGACGUCAUAUCCUCUCGGAAUUGAAAAUCCCCCUCAAAGGAAACUCGGUGGAUGAUGAAGAUAAUCAGUUUGAAGACUUUCCUGGAAAAUACAAAAUAUUUAUCCACCCAGGAGAGGGGCCAAAUGUUGAGAGUUCUGAGACAACAACACCACUUGUUGAUGGUUUGCCAGAUAUCAAAGAAAAUAACUCAAAGAAAUCAUCUUUUCAAAAUAUUCAGAGAAGACUUCUACCAAAAUUAUCAGAGACUUCUAGGGAGGAGAAUGAGGAAGACAAUCCUUUGUUUUCUAAUAUGAAUAAAUCAGAAAGACAUCCCGUGUUUGGAAUACAAAGGGAAGAGACCUCUUUUGAUAUUUUAGCACCACUGCCAUCAAAAAAGAAAUUGCAAGAAAGACAAUCAAAUCGGAGAGAAAGUAUAUUAGAGAAAGAAAGGGAAAUGAUGGGAUUCGAGGAGAAAACUCGCACUGUUCAAGAUGACCUUGAUAAUGUUGUUAAGGACCCAGAUGAAUUAACUUUAGCAGAUUUGAAUCCAGAAUUUGUUCGAGUACAGACAUUAAUAAAAGGCCAGGUUUUUGGGUUAUCGGAUCUUAUAUUGGAACAGAAGACAAAUUUUAGUAUAGUUAGUAACGGUGCUGACGUCAUACUCAUAGACCAACAGUUUUAUCUCAAACAUGCACCGGAAAAGCUUCUUUCCAAAAUGAGGCAAGAGCUAUGCCCGUACCCGACAGAUGAAGAUCUACAGACUCGCCUACAACAGAGUGUUGACUGGGACGCGUACAGAACAGACACCAUGUCUAAUACUUUAAAAUACCUCGAAACUAGAAGACAAUUACGUCACUCACUCAAAGUUUAG